Messenger RNA from Verticillium nonalfalfae, 1467 nucleotides. RefSeq lists its product as uncharacterized. The record is from RefSeq and is a predicted model, not a curated record. The transcript has 3 exons. The coding region runs from base 1 to 1467 and encodes 488 amino acids. NCBI's taxonomy places the organism in Eukaryota, Fungi, Ascomycota, Sordariomycetes, Glomerellales, Plectosphaerellaceae.
AUGUCGGACCCUUCAACUUCCACUCUCCUCCGCCUGUCCGGGCUUCCCGUCUCGCAACUCCCCGCCCCCUCCGCCACGUCGGAAACCCAAAUCCCUUUCCUCCACGCCCUGCUCGCCCCCGCCAUUCCCUUCCUCGACUCGGCCGCGCCACGCGCCGGCACGCCGUCCACGUCCUGGACGCCCAAAGGCACGAAGCGCUUCAAGGUCUCCGCGGCGGCCGUCGAGACCUCUGCCCGCGUCGUGGACGGCGAGCUGGCGCGAAGGGCCUUCACGCCCGGCGUCGUCGACAGCCGCGAGGGGGCGCGGUGGGAGGGGGCGGCGGGGGUCGAAGUGGACGUCGCGGGCGAGGUGCGGGUGUGCGAGGUGCUGUGCGUGCAGGAGAUGAGGCAUGCCAUGCCGGGGGGCUUGCUGAGGGACCGCGUGUUUGGUACGGUCAUGGUGGCGGCGGCGGUCCGCGGGCGGGAUGAGUUUGUGGUCGUUUCGGUGCCGCUCAGGGAUCUCCAGGGUUCGGAUUUGGGUGGACUGGUUAAGGAGAAGGGUAUCAUUGUCGGAGCGUACGUGAGCGUUGAGAGGAUUCGCCGCACCGAACUGGGGCAGAUCGAGUGGCUCAUGGCCACGGCAUCGGAUGCGAAGGGCGUGCUGCCCAUGUGGGUGCAGACGAGGGCGGUCGUCGGGGUCGUCGCGAAGGAUGUUGAGCUCUUCUUGUCGUGGAUUGCAGACAGGAGGGACAAGGGAGAGGCUGCCGAAUGGACGAGUACCCGAGGCGCUGGUCAGAGCUUGAGCUUCUGCCCAGAGGCAACGUUUCGCGACAUGAACCAAAGCGAGCCUACUGUCCAUGCUCAACGUCGACCAUUGUUUCUCAGCGGCCAACCCCAGCAACAAGGCACCGACAGCUGCGAGACGCUGCUGUCCCACCAAUCCGAGUAUCCUCGCAAUGCCACUGAGCUAGCCAUCUCUCUAGUCAAUCUUGUUUUCCCGUACGAUGUGCGCAAUACCCAGCGCAGUCUUGCCAGAAUGUACGACCGCGUCAAAGCUGUAGAGGCCAAAGCCUCUAUUGACUCUGCGGCGCGACAGCAGGCGGAGCGAGCCAUGGGCGCUCUCGAGAAGGAAAUGACAGCGUUGCAGGCGAUGGUGGCCAAAUCCCAGCCAGACCCAUCUGAGCAUAUGCGCGUCGAGGACUUGGAGAAAGAACUUCGCCAGAAACAUGAGAAGAUGAUUGAGAUGGUCUCCGAGUUCAACACACAGCGUGAAAGUCUCCUAGCUGAUGUAAACAGGUUGGUUGACCAAACGAGACAAAUCCAGCAGGAAGUCACAGCACGGAGCACCUCGAUCACAGAAGAGCCUAUUGUGCCCAGUGAGGACAUGCACACGUAUCCAGGCGAGGCUGCACCAAAAGUAGCUACAACGGCAACGGUGCCAGAGAAAAGCGUGGAAGCAGAAAGUAUCAAACCAGGUAUGGCAGUCUGA